UUGGAUGUGUUUGGUCAUGCCUAAAUGACAGGAGGGAUGGUGUCAUAGAUAUACUGAAUAAUGAUUGGUCUGUGUCAUACAUCUCUUCUCAAACACUGGUGCGCAUUUUUCACAGAAAUCUAGUAAAACUUGUAUCUUUCAUAAUCAUCUGUGUCCAAUCCUGCUCCUGGAGUUUAACUCCAGCCCUAUACCCACCUGAAAUAGCUAAUCGAGGUCUUACUAGGCUAGAACCUCAGAUGUGUUGAGGCAAGUUGGAACUAAACUCUGCAGGGCAGUGGCCCUCCGGGAACAAGUUUUGACACCACUAAUCUAGUGUAAUCCUCAGACGCUGGCUUUAUAUGUGACCCCAAACUACAUUUUAUUCAGGCUGGAUCAACCUAAUGCGCGUGCACAGUCCUAAACGCACAUCUCUUGUGCCUCAUUUCGGAGGCGCGCAUCUGACUAUUUCUAUAGAAACCGGAGUUUCUAACGGCCGCUGCAGUGACGCGAUGACUUUACCAGUCGCGAUUGGCUCUUAUUUAGAAGAUCCAAAAAUGUCAAGGAUAAAUGGCUCAUCGCUGUCUCGUCUGGGUCUAAUAGUGACGUCGGCGGGUGUCGUCUUUCUGAUAGUCAUGUUUUCUUCUUUCUCACCUUCAAAGAAAUGUCCACCUCCACUUCCUAGACCCGCACAAAACAACUGUGUCAAAAGCAAAAGCUCUGUUACUGAUGCAGUAGAAGACAAACCUGUACUUCUGCUGUGGACCUGGCCUGAAAAUUACAGGUUUGACCUGAGUGACUGCAAAAAGUUGUACAAUAUUGAUAAUUGUCAGUUGACGGAUGAUAGAUCUCUCUACAGCAAUGCAGACGCUGUUAUGGUUUAUCACAGGGGCAUCAGUUGGGACCUGUCCAACCUUCCUCCAUCUCCUCGUCCUCCGUUCCAGAGGUGGAUUUGGUUACAUUUGGAAUCGCCAACUAACACGAAAAAAAUACCAGGUCUGGAAAACCUGUUCAAUCUCACUCUCAGCUACAGACAGGAUGCGGACAUUCCUGUACGGAUGCGCUUGACUCCCAGGAAGAAACCUGAGGAGUUUGUAAUUCCCAAAAAAGACAAACUGGUGUGUUGGAUUGUGAGUAACAACGAUCCUUCAACAGGUGUCAGCGCAAGGAACGCUUUUUACAGAGAAUUCAGCAAAUACAUUGAAGUGCAUAUGUACGGGAGGGCGUAUUCAUCAUUUCUGAAUUAUAACGACUACUAUCCUACUUUGGCGAGCUGCAAGUUUUACCUUGCCUUUGAGAACUCCAUCCACAAGGACUACAUCACGGAGAAGAUCAAUGGGCCGCUUGCUGCAGGUACCGUCCCUGUGGUUUUGGGUCCUCCCAGAAAAAACUAUGAAAACUUUGUUCCUGGCAACGCAUUUAUUCAUGUGAAUGACUUCCCAGAUGCAAAGUCACUAGCAGAAUAUCUGCUUCAGCUGGACAAAGAUGACGAAGCAUAUGGCAAGUUCUUUACCUGGAGGAAACAUCUCACUCCAACUCCUCAUUUAAUACUACAGAACCAAGAGUUUGUUCUGGCUAUCUGCACUGCCUGUGACUAUAUAGCAAGACACAGAGAAUAUAAAGAAGCUCACGAUAUUUAUGAAUGGUAUUUCAACUAAAGAGAAGUUAUGAAAAUAUUUUCUAUGAAUUAUUUUUGAUACUGGACUUUCAAUAUUUAAGAUGAUAUUUUGAUGAUCAAUCAGUACUGAUGGAUGGUUGUAGCUCUUUACAGAUGAUUUCAUUUUAUAUACUCUCAGUGAAAUAAUAUAAAGAGAAAUUUUGAUGGCUACAAAAUUUUGAUACACUGUAAAAUGCCAUUCUGUGGGUUUGUAGAUUUCAUGGAAUUUAAUAUGUAAACUUUAUUUAAAGGGUCAUGAAACCCCAGAACACAUUUUUUGAGCUGUUAACAGAUAUGUAUAGGAUGCACAUCAUUGAAAACUCUAAAGGUACUCAUUAAUUUUAUUUAAAAGUUAAAAGUAUUUUGCAUUUUUCAGAGCGAUUUCUGUCUUCCGGUUUGAAACGUAAAGAUGUCACAAAAUCUGACGUCAUCGUGUACUACCGGCAAGAUCCGGAGUGCUGAUUGGCUCCAAGUAUGGGCUGGUCGAACAUGCUGACAUCAGGGCUGCGUUCAGCCCCGACAAAACGCUGCAAAACGUUUUUUAAACGGAAACGGUGGUGCGUUGAACACCCCGUUCUGAUGAC
Molecule: messenger RNA, 2217 nt
Organism: Megalobrama amblycephala (Wuchang bream)
Lineage: Eukaryota; Metazoa; Chordata; Actinopteri; Cypriniformes; Xenocyprididae
Product: 4-galactosyl-N-acetylglucosaminide 3-alpha-L-fucosyltransferase 9-like
Exons: 3
Coding region: 381-1634 (417 amino acids)
Cellular component (GO): membrane
Molecular function (GO): alpha-(1->3)-fucosyltransferase activity
Source: RefSeq, a predicted model, not a curated record